Penaeus indicus is the source of this 1657-nucleotide messenger RNA. Its product is annotated as neuronal acetylcholine receptor subunit alpha-6-like. The record is from RefSeq and is a predicted model, not a curated record. Gene Ontology annotation, molecular function: transmembrane signaling receptor activity; acetylcholine-gated monoatomic cation-selective channel activity. Gene Ontology annotation, biological process: nervous system process; monoatomic ion transmembrane transport; regulation of membrane potential. Bases 161 to 1411 code for a protein of 416 amino acids. The transcript has 8 exons. Gene Ontology annotation, cellular component: postsynaptic membrane; plasma membrane; synapse. NCBI's taxonomy places the organism in Eukaryota, Metazoa, Arthropoda, Malacostraca, Decapoda, Penaeidae.
CCUCACCUGGACUGAGUGUUCACUUCCGCUUCGCCAGGAACACUUCCCCGUUGGCUCAGUCCCGUCACGGUGACGCUAGAGGCUAUAGUCCUCACUCGGGUCUCCCAUAUUCUUGUUUAUUUAUUAGCAUACUUUCUUUGGCAAGAAGGGAGAGGCUGCGAUGGAGACCAACUUCUUGGUUCUGGUGACCGCGCUCACGUCGCUGGUUCUGGCUCUCGCAGACGUGCCAAAUUACAACAUGAACGAAAAGCUACGUAAGAAAUUGCUCAAAGACUACGACAAGUUGGCCCUGCCGCACCGAGACCAGAACGGAACCACGUCGGUUGAGUUUGGACUCGUCAUCAACGGCGUAAUGAUCGACGAAGCGAAGCAGAUCUUCACUGUCAAUGCCUGGACAAUGUUGCGAUGGCAAGAUCCGAGACUCGAGUGGGACUACAAGGACUACGGAGGCCUCAAGAUGCUCCACAUGGGGGACCACGAGCUCUGGCAGCCGGACAUCACCCUGUACAACAACGCCGAACACUCGGAGGUCGACCACUACGGCAACGUGCACCUCAUCGUCGAACCGGACGGGAAGGUGCUGUGGGUUCCUCCGUCCGUCUUCCACGCAGAUUGCCCCCUGGACUUCACCUACUGGCCCUACGACACGCAGAAGUGUCGGCUGUUCUUCGGCUCCUGGACGAAGAACGGCUGGGAAGUCGACUUUCAAUUGUUCCACAACAGCACUCUCAUCUACCAAGGAUCAUUUCUGAAGUACUCCCACAUAUGGCAGUUCGUGGACGGCAAGAUUAACCGAUAUGUCAGCAACUACGCGUGUUGCCCCGAACCGUACAUCACCAUUGCGGUCGAGCUGAACGUCCGUAGGGUUUCGCCUUCAUUUGCGUCCACGGUUAUUGUUCCUGCGCUGGUGACCUCCCUCCUGACGCUGGUGCAGUUCCUCCUGCCGCUGCGGGAGAGCAAGAGGAUCACCGUCGGCUGCGUCAGCACGCUGCUCACACUCCUCGCGCUCUUCUACGUGGCCAUGAGCGUGCCCAGCCUGGCCUUCUCCGUGCCCAUCAUCGUGAAGUUCUACGGCCAGGCGCUCGUGAUGGUCCUUCUGAGUGUGGGCGCGUCGGCUGUCGUCCUCCGCCUCACCGACGCCCACCACCCGGCUGCCUCGACGCCCCCGCCCGCGCUCCUCAAGACAGUUCUCACCGGGCCCGCUGGAUCCAUCUUGCUCCUGCAGAAGUACAUGGCGAAGGUGGGGCACAGCGGAGGCGCGGCCGACGACGCCGAGGUGCUCGCUGAGGUCAGCCCCGCCAGCUACGCCCACGAGUGGCUCCUGGUCGCCGCCGCCGUCGACCGCCUCGCCGCCUUCGCCUUCACCGCCGCCUUCGUCGUCACCCUCAUCGCCUACAUGGCCGCCCUCUGAGCAGCUCUGCUCUCCCUCGGGCCUCCGCCGGCUGGCUUUCCCUGCUGGCUCCCGCGACGCGUUUGGUUUUGGCAGGAUUGACACGCGCGCGCACAUGCAUAUGCACACAUGCACAUGCACAAUCGCGCGCGCACACACACACACACACACACACACACACACACACACACACACACACACACACACACACACACACACACACACACACACACACACACACACACACACACACACUCACACACUCAC